GAAGGAUCACCUCUGUGUGACUCUCCGGAGGUCCUUCCUCACUUUUCCCUCUCCAGGAGCCGGCGUGGUGAACUGAAGCCCGGUCAGAAAAGCCAUGUUCAGACUCCUCAGUCACCAAGGUCAGAGGACGCGCCGCUGCCUCUCGCUUCAGCGGCGCUAUGAGCACCACCGGGCCGUCAUGGCCAUCCGCCGCGAGGACAUCAACCCCUGGGAAAGGAGGGCGCCGCUCGCCCCCAAACACGUCAAAGAGCUGACCAACGCCGGAGUCAAAGUACUGCUGCAGCCGUCCAACCGCAGAGCCAUCCACGAGAAGUACUACAUGAGAGCGGGCGCCGUGGUGCAGGAGGAUCUGUCCGAAGCGUCUCUGAUCAUCGGGGUGAAGCGGCCGCCAGAGGAGAAUGUAAUACCAAGGAAGACGUACGCCUUCUUCUCCCACACCAUCAAGGCUCAGGAGGCCAACAUGGGGCUGCUUGAGGACCUGCUGAACAAGGAGGUUCGUCUGAUCGACUACGAGAAGAUGGUGGAUGCUAACGGUUUCCGGAUCGUAGCGUUCGGGCAGUGGGCCGGUGUGGCAGGAAUGAUAAACAUCUUGCACGGUUUGGGGCUGCGCUUCCUGGCUCUCGGGCACCACACUCCCUUCAUGCACAUCGGCAUGGCUCAUAACUACCGGAGCGUCAGCCAGGCCAUCCAGGCCGUGAGGGAUUGUGGGUAUGAGAUCUCCAUGGGCCUCAUGCCCAAAUCCAUCGGCCCUGUGACGUUCUGUUUCACCGGAACCGGGAACGUCUCCAAGGGAGCCCAGGACAUCCUGAACGAGCUUCCUGUUGAAUACGUUGAGCCUCACGAGCUGAAGGACGUCUCUGAAACAGAAGAUAUGUCCCGAGUGUACGCCACCGUCCUGAGCCGCCAUCACCACCUGAUGAGGAAGAGCGACGGCUUCUACGACCCCAUGGAGUACGAGGACCACCCGGAGCUGUACACCUCAAACUUCAGGACCAGUGUGGCGCCCUACACCACCUGCCUGAUCAACGGUAUUUACUGGGACCCCCACACCCCUCGCCUGCUCAGAAGAAUUGACGCCCAGAAGCUGAUCCGGCCGCUGAAGAGGUCGCCUCCGGCCACAGAGGGAGCGCCGCACCUGCCGCACAAACUGCUGGCCAUCUGUGACAUCUCCGCCGACACCGGGGGCUCCAUCGACUUCAUGAACGAGUGCACCACCAUCGAUAAGCCUUUCUGUAUGUACGACGCCGACCAGCACGUGGACCACGACAGUGUGGAAGGGAACGGGAUUCUGAUGUGCUCCAUCGAUAACCUCCCCGCUCAGCUCCCCAUCGGAGCCACGGAGUACUUCGGAGACCGACUCUUCCCGUACCUGUGGGAGAUGCUGCCAUCAGACGCCACCCGCCCGCUGGACGAGGAAGACUUCAGCCCGCAAGUCAGAGACGCCGUCAUCACCUCAAACGGAGUCCUCACCCCGAAGUUUGAAUACAUAAACAAUCUACGAGAACGAAGAGAGAAAGCUCAGAUCAUGAAGAAGACCGGGAUGAGGCGGGUUCUGCUGCUCGGCUCUGGAUACGUCUCCGGACCCGUGGUGGAGUAUUUGACCCGUGAUAAGACCACUCAGGUCACUGUGGCGUCGAUGAUGCUGCGGCAGGCGGAGGAGCUGGCAGAGAAAUAUCCCAACACCAUCCCCGUCAUGCUGGACGCCGGCAGCCAGGAGGGACACCUGGACUCCCUGGUCAAAGACCACGACCUGGUCAUCAGCAUGCUGCCGUACUCUCUCCACCCGCUCAUCGCCAAACACUGCAUCAAGAGGAAGGUGAACAUGGUGACAGCCAGCUACCUGAGCCCCGCCAUGAAGGAGCUGGCGAGCAGUGCGGAGGAGGCGGGCAUCACCAUCGUGAACGAGAUGGGUCUGGACCCCGGCAUCGAUCACAUGUUGGCCAUGGAGUGUAUCGACAAGGCUAAAGCGGACGGCUGCACGGUGGAGUCGUACAGCUCGUUCUGCGGCGGUCUCCCAGCUCCCGAGUGUUCGGACAAUCCUCUCCGCUACAAGUUCAGCUGGAGUCCGUACGGCGUGCUGCUCAACACCAUCAGCCCCGCCAUCUUCCUGCAGGACAACGAGGUGGUGGAGAUCCCGGCCGGCGGCUCUCUGAUGGAGUCCAGCACCUCCAUGGAUUUCUUCCCGGGUUUCAACCUGGAGGGAUUCCCCAACCGAGACAGCACCAAGUACGCCGAGCCGUACGGCAUCCAGACGGCACACACACUGAUCAGAGGGACACUGCGCUUCAAGGGCUUCACCAAGGCCAUGAGUGGGUUUGUGAAGCUGGGUCUGAUCAACAGCGAGCCGUGCCCCGUCCUGCUGCCCACCUCCCCCCCUGUUUCCUGGAAAGAGCUCCUCUGUAAGCAGAUGGGAUUGUCCUCCUCUGUCUCCGACGAAGCCUUCGAGGAAGCCGUGUACGAACGCAUCGGGAAAGACGACUUCGCCAUGGAAACGCUGAGAUGGUUUGGGAUGCUGAGCGAAGAGUCGGUGCUUCACGCCGACAGUGUGCUGGCUGCCCUGGCAAAACAUCUGGAAGGCAAACUCUCCUUCGCUGAGGGCGAGCGGGACAUGAUCGUCAUGAGGAACGAUAUCGGGCUUCGCCACCCGACCGGCGAGCUGGAGACCAAACACAUCAGCCUGGUGGUGUACGGCACCCCCAACGGCUUCUCCGCCAUGGCCAAGACCGUAGGAUACCCAGCAGCCAUUGCAGCUCGCAUGGUCCUUGAUGGUGAAAUCAGUACGAAGGGUCUCGUGGUUCCGAUGACGAAGGAAAUCUACGAGCCGGCGCUGGCCCGACUGAAGGAGGAAGGUCUUCACUUCAUGUUCAAGAGCGACCUUCAGGAGUAGAGCCCAUCUUUAAUCACUAUACUGUCCAGCAUACAUAAGGUCCACACGCUACCCGCUGCCUUUUCACCACCUUCAUCUAAACUGGAUCAGACUCUGCUAAUUAGAUUUUAACUCACCUGCCAGGCGAUGACAAAGUAAAUAUGAUUCAUGGAGUUUUGGGGGAAUAUGUGAACGGUUAAAAGGGGGGAAAAAGCCAAAGUUUAAACUCCCUAAAGUUAUUAUUUAUUGUGUUGAAGUUCAAUUUAGGGACAUUUAAAUGUAGGUUUUAGGUCAAAAAGCUCAUCGAAAGGCAGCAGGUGUCGGCUGUUUCAUAAAAUAAAAGCUCUUCUGUGAAGAUCCUUAAAUGUUGACUGAUCAAACACUAUUUUAGGCAUUAACGCACACUUUCAUCAGGUAAAACUACUGCCUUCCAUCAUAAAUCUGCUUUUAUUUGCAGUCUCUUUUACUUCCUAGAAAUCCUCAUGGAUGAUGAACUGUUCCAUGUUUUAAACCGUCCUUUUUUCCCCUCCACGAUUUCCAACAGCAUCUGCUUUCUGCAUUUAUUUAAAACCCAUUAAAACCCAGCUCUGCACUCACCUUCAAACUGUGAAGUGUGUCCUUAGUUUGACUCUGGACACACAAGUUGUAAAAAUCCAACCGUCCAACAUGAAAACGUUGAAUAAUAUUAACGCUGCUAGUGAUUACUUCAGCUUGUUUUGUACAGGAUCAUCAGUCAAUACUGUUUCUUUAGAGAACCAGAAUCUGUGUUUUGUUCUGCUCAUGUGUGAUACAGUAUGUAUGCAACUGAAAUACAUAACGGUAAUACAAGUUAAGGUUUUACGCGAGAGGAUCCGGGCCUGGCGUGCAUUUUAUUUUCAGAUCUUUGGAAUUGUGAGAAAAAUAUAUCAUUCUUUUUUCUGAAAAUCUCAGAAUUCUGACUUUUUGCAUAAAGACUAUUUAACAGUCAGAUCUCAAAAGAAAAUUCACAUGUUGACCUGAAAAGAGGAUCCUUUUCUUUUACAGAUCUGAUCAAAAGGGAACCAUUGUUUGUUCUGAGCAAAAAGUCCUAAUUGUGAGAAAAACAUAUCAUUAUUCUUUCAGAAAAUCUCAGAAUUGACUAUUUUUCCUCAGAAUUCAGAGUUUUUGAUGCUCUUUAAAAUAGUCAGGUGUGGCGUUAAUGCUCUUCCGUAAACACUCGAUUAGCGUUGCAACCCAAAAAAUGUACAAUUCUGACUGAUUUACAAGGAAGUGUCUUGUUUGAAAUCAUACAGAGAACUGCGCUGCUGUUAACUUUGUAGGAGACAUUUUAAAUUUCAAUCAUGAGAUUAUUUUUGGAAAAUCUAUUCGCAGAUCUUGAUGUAUGUUAUCUGAAAAAGAUAUUAAUCUGAGCUCUGUAAAUGUGUAUUAACUCAUGUAUUGGGUCACUCUGAUCAGUAACAGCGACUCAGGUGGACAUUUUGGUUGGUUUUAAAGAGUGCUUUUAUUUUUUGUGAAGUUUUCCAAGACGGAAUAUUUAUUGUCUGCAACCUCAGCAAUAUUUAUUGAUUAGUUUUGUUGGGCAUGAUGUGGUCAAUGGUUUGUAGAAUGCUUUAAAUGGUUAAAAAACAAAGAGUUAUUUUAUACACACCUGAGAUGUAUUUUUUAAAAUAGUAUAUCCUGAUUAUAGACUCUGGGACUUUUUAAAGUGCAGAUUUAAAAAAGGAGUAUUUCAGUUUAACAGUUUCACAAAUGCAGAUAAGUGUACGAGUAUUGCUUUGAUUUACCUCGCGGUGAAACACGCUUUUAUUGUUGUUAAUAUUUCAUUUGACGUUCAUGAUUACAAGAAAGCACAUUUGUUUGUAACCGCUUGUUUUGGUAGAAGAUUUUUUUGCUUAAUGAAAAUGUGAUCAUGGUUACAAGAAUAAAAGUCUUUCUGUUCUUUGA
Molecule: messenger RNA, 4789 nt
Organism: Eleginops maclovinus (Patagonian blennie)
Lineage: Eukaryota; Metazoa; Chordata; Actinopteri; Perciformes; Eleginopidae
Gene: aass
Product: aminoadipate-semialdehyde synthase
Exons: 24
Coding region: 95-2887 (930 amino acids)
Cellular component (GO): cytoplasm
Molecular function (GO): saccharopine dehydrogenase activity
Source: RefSeq, a predicted model, not a curated record